AUGGCAGCUUACUGUUCAGAGAUUCAGUAUCUUGCAAACCCUGUAACCACUCAUGUGCAAAGUGCAGAGCAGCACAACCAAGAUGUGAACUCAUUGGGUUUAAUUUCAUCAACAAAAACAGCUGAAGCAGUUGAAGUCUUAAAGCUAAUGGCCUCAAACUAUUUGGUUGCACUUUGCCAGGCUAUAGACUUGAGAAAUUUGGAGGAGAAGUUGAAGAACAGUGUUAAGAAUGCAAUUAGCCAAGUGUCUAGAAGGGUUCUAACUUUUGGAGUGACUGGGGAGCUUCAGCCGUCUAGGUUUUGUGAGAAAGAUUUGCUCGAAGUUAUCGACGAUGAAUAUGUUUUUGCCUACAUUGAUGAUCCAUGUAGUGCAGGCUCUCUCCUAAUGCAGAAACUGAGGCACGUCUGGGUUGAUCAUGCACUGUCAAACAAUGAUGACUUGAUAAAUCCAAAUGCUUCAAUCUUCUUGAAGAUAGGUGCUUUUGAGCAAGAAUUGAAGACUCUUUUGCCUAAAGAAGUUGAAGAGGCUAGUUUUAUUUUUCAUAAUGGUUAUGCAUCCAUUCCAAACAGGAUCAAGAGCUGCAGGUCCUUUCCAUUGUAUAAGUUUGUGAGGGAAGAGCUGGGAACUGAGUUUCUAACAGGAGAGAACAUCGGGCCACCAGGAGAGGACUGUGACAAAGUGUUUUCGGCAAUUUGCGACCGUAAGGUCAUCGAUCCACUCCUGCAUUGUCUUGAGGAAUGGGAUGGCGGUCCUCUUCCAAUAUGUUAA
This is a messenger RNA of Prunus armeniaca (apricot), 768 nucleotides long. The record is from the annotation of a GenBank genome assembly. NCBI's taxonomy places the organism in Eukaryota, Viridiplantae, Streptophyta, Magnoliopsida, Rosales, Rosaceae.